This is a messenger RNA of Uncinocarpus reesii 1704, 5490 nucleotides long. RefSeq lists its product as uncharacterized. Gene Ontology annotation, molecular function: histidine phosphotransfer kinase activity; phosphorelay sensor kinase activity. Lineage: Eukaryota; Fungi; Ascomycota; Eurotiomycetes; Onygenales; Onygenaceae. Bases 1 to 5490 code for a protein of 1829 amino acids. Gene Ontology annotation, biological process: protein autophosphorylation; phosphorelay signal transduction system. The record is from RefSeq and is a predicted model, not a curated record. The transcript is spliced from 4 exons.
AUGCGGUCCUCCCGCCCUUCGAUGAACCAUGACGAGGUGUCGCAGGCUAACGAAGCCGCCACAUCUCCCGAGGCCACCCGUCGCCCUGCUCAUGAAACGUUGUCGAAUACAUCCGUUCAAGGCAAUCGGCAGAGCAUGCACACCAUCGAGGAACUGCGGAAGAGGAUGAAGGACAGAAUUGCCCACCAACAGAGCCAGGUCAACCAACACCUCCAUGAGCCACAUUUACCAAGCCCUGAUGCAGGAUAUACCCGGCCAACUUCGUCGCGCGAAUUGAAAUCAAAUCCCUCCACACCACUGAGAGCUCCGACGUCCCCUCUCUUGGUGAAAACCGUGGGCAACUCCCACAAAAGGGCAUCCUCCCAAGAUAUGGAAUAUCCUUUCCCAUCAAUAACACCAAAAGCUCCACUGGAUCAUAUCGCAAGGUCGCGGGAGGAUCCUCGAAUGUUCAAUCCGCAAUCAGCUCGUGGUUCGCUCAAGAAAAAAGUGCGCAAGCGUCCCGAUUCCCGUCAAGAGAGAACCCCUGCUGCACCGCCGAAACGUGAAUUUUUACCCUCUGAUGCCGCCAAUGUUAUGGAAGACCCGUAUUACCCAAGUCCUAACUUAUACGAAUUAACUUUGAACUUGAAUGCGGAUGCAGGAUUGGAGGGCUGGUGGUCAAAUGUAUCGCGACUGCUACGGCUGCAUUAUGGUGCAGAGCGAGCAAGCCUUGCAGUACCCGGCGAUGCUACUGAUCUGGAAAAUGUUCCCUGGGGCCAAAAGGCGACAUACAAUCUGCAUACUAAGGAGGUUGAAUCGCCCACGACAGACAAAAAGCGGGAUGUGCCUGAAGCCCUCCCGGGAAGCCCGUAUCGCAAAAGUACCAAGUCCAAGGAUUCAGAGUCCGCCGUGAAUAAUCCAUUAAACUCCCUGAGACGCCCACAGAUAACCACCCGUCAUUCGUUUGCGGGCUAUGGGACACUUCGGAAUGAUAGUGGGCGCCACGAACAAGAGCCCAAAGCAGCAAAUAUCAAGCCCGAUGCUACAGGACGGCGAAGGAGUUUAUCUGGAGCUUCGGAGAAGGUUACAAAGGGAAAAUCAAAUUCCGAACCUUUCAAUGACCCGUCAACAACAACGCCAGCCCGCCACUUAGAUCUUAAUGAUGAGCACGCCCAUGGCGCUGGUCCUAUAGCCACGGUUUUUCAAGUCCCCCGGAGCCUGGAAGCAGAGCCUGAUCCGUUGAUCAAACGAACUGGAAUCGUGAAACUUUUUGGGCGGACACGACCGGCGGUACUCACUCGGGAAUACGCCGAGGACCCAGCUGCGAUCCAUGAGUCCUCCUUACUACGCCAUCAUCACCGUCAUAAGGAUAUCAUCCAACACACACCCCGUGACGAGCAUCCUACGAAAGCGUCAGCCCCCCAUUCAUCAAUGUUAGCACGACGUCCAUCCCAGAACCGUACUGGGAUGGCGAAGGCGCCUCUGUCGGUUCUAGGGGAAGAUGUUCAAUCCGAGUACGUCCCCACUACAGAAGCCUAUGAGGAAUAUGAACAAAUGCCGCAAUCACCUUGGUCCCAGUCCCCUGCUCCGUCCCCUGCCCCUCUAGCGAAACCAGAUGAAAAUCCGUUUUUCACCAAUCCAGUGGUAGACGAAGAUGCAUUCGCUUCGAGCCCACCGCCUCAUGACUACUCUGAAACCCAACCUCUACAGGCCAUCGGCGUUGAUUGGUCAAAAACGAUCAUCCACAUACCAUUACUGUAUUCUCCGACUUCGAAACAACUGGACUCGACCACUCUAAGGUUUCCCGUCGCAAUUAUCUCGGUUCUAUCACCCAUCGUUCCUUAUCCGUCAAAUUUACGAACCUCACUAGCAUACUUACUACCUCACUUUACAACCUCGUUUUGCUUAGCACAUCAAUACAGCCAGUUAGAGAAGCAGCUUUCGAAUUCGUCUCUCGGAAGAUAUGGCCAUCUUCUUGGACUUGGCGGAACCUUUUCUGAUGAAGGAAGCGAACUUGAACUCGUUGCAGGAUUGACCGGACAAGUCAACUUCCCCUCGGGGGAGGAGGGUGUUUCGGUCGGCCGUUCCGCUAUUUCCAGUCCUGUUGCUCUAUCGAACUUGACACGGUCAAAUUCAGGCUUCUCGGCGCCUAUUUUGGACUCUGGAAGUACGGGCUCAAGAAAGGAUUCCUUCUUGAGCCCGGCAGCCCUAACUCAAGUUGGACCCGAACACGGUGACAGUUAUUUCAGGUCAAAGCGACCUAGUCUCGCACCAAGGCAGCUUUCUAAAUCUUCUCGUGAUUCAAAAACAGGUGAAAUCCCUUCAAGUCCACUGAGCCCGGAGCAACCGGAAAAAGUCCCUGAUGACGACCUAACCCCAAAAGAUACAGCAUCGGUUUCUGAUAUCUCACAAGUCUGGGGACAGCAAUCUCGUCAUUCAUCAUCUACUUCUAUUGCCACACAAUUGCAGCGUGACCUUCAAUGUCGCCCUUUCUCCGAUACGAUAGCACAACUGAUGCUUAAUUCAGUGCCACUGCAUCUCUUUUUGGCAAAACCUUCUACUGGCGAGGUGAUUUGGACAAAUACCAAAUUCGACGCUUAUCGAAGACACCCCCAGGAACCACGGAUCAAAGAUCCGUUCCAAAACGUCCACGAGAGCGAAUAUAAUAAUGUAAUCAAGGAAUGGACAAAAGCGUUACGAACGGGGUCUCAAUUCACGGAACGUGUCCGCGCAAAGCGAUUGAACGAUGAGGCUACGUAUCGUUGGUUUAUUUUUCGGGCAAAUCCUUUGAUAUCGUCCACUGGAGAACUUCUCUACUGGAUUGGCUCGUUCUUGGACGUACAUGAACAGCAUAUGGCGGAAUUGAAGGCCGCACAAGAACGAGAAACCUUUGCAACUGAUGCAAAAUAUAGGGCUUUGGCCAAUUCGAUCCCCCAGGUUGUAUUUGAAGCCGCUGAAUAUCGAGGGCUUAUCUCGGCAAACCAACAAUGGGAGUGGUAUACUGGCCAGUCUCUUGAAGAGGCUAAAAACUUGGGCUUCGCAAAACAUAUUCAUCGAGAUGAUCUCAAGAAAUGUGGCAUCCUUACGCCGCCACACGUUAUCCCGGAGUCAGUCAGUGCCACCGAAUUUGGUCACAUUAUGUCUGAUCCCCAGGUGCUUCAGUCAGAAUUACCAUCAGGGCAAACCGCUUCGUCGCCUGUGCCACCAACACCUGGUGAAAGCACACCAAACAUUGAACGUCGUUAUGGCCGCGGUGUAACCGAGGCCCUUCAAGAUCUGGUUCGGCGAGGCGUUGUUACCCUCCAGUGCGAUGAGAAUGGCCGCGAUUUCUAUACCACUGAAAUCAGGUUCCGGUCAAGGAAAGGAGAUUUCCGCUGGCACUUGGUUAGGCUGGUCAAGGUGGAAAUGGCCGGUUUUGGAGGCGGGGAAGCAUCGUGGUACGGGACUUGUACCGAUAUCAACGAUCGAAAGCUUCUGGAAAGGGAGUUGAAUUCGGCCAUGCAACAAUUAAAUCGCGAGAUGGAAUCAAAAACUAAAUUUUUUACGAAUAUGUCCCAUGAAAUCCGAACGCCACUGAACGGAAUACUGGGCACGAUUCCGUUUAUUCUCGAUACGCAGUUGGAUAGUGACCAGCGGCGAAUGCUUGAUACCAUUCAGAAUAGUUCGACCAAUUUGCGUGAGCUUGUGGACAAUAUACUUGACGUGUCCAAGGUUGAAGCGGGAAAGAUGAAUAUUCUCAAACAGUGGUUUCAUGUCCGUUCUACGCUCGAAGACGCUAUUGAUACGAUUGCGUCUAGAGCCAUCGACAAGGGCUUGGAAUUGAACUAUGUCUUCGAACCUGAUGUGCCUUCGAUGGUAUUUGGUGAUAGGUUCCGAAUCCGCCAAAUUCUUAUUAACCUGAUUGGAAACGCUAUCAAGUUCACGGCCCAGGGCGAGAUCUUUAUUCGCUGCUCCAUUUACCACGACCCAGACCGCAAACUUGAAGGGUCAGACCUUUUCCUCAAUUUCGAGGUUAUCGACACAGGCAAGGGAUUUAGCGUGAGAGAUGCUCAGUUGCUGAUGCAGAGGUUCAGUCAAAUUGAAAAUAAAGACGCUCCACAGCAUGCAGGAAGCGGGUUAGGUCUCUUUUUAUCGAAGCAGAUCGCGGAGAUGCAUGGCGGACGGCUGACGCCGACAAGUAUGGAAGGCCGGGGAGCGAAAUUCUCUUUUUAUGUCAAAGUCAGCUCGGCGUCGGCAACAUUGCCAGAGAAUGUAGAAUCCUCUGAAAGGAAACUACCUACGCGGCUUGUCUCGGAAACCAUUGUUGAGAGCCCAGUGGCCAGUCAGCCCUCUAGUACGCAAUCAGAACUCAGCCCUGGUUCAGCCAACUCGGGUAGCUACAUUUCUGCACGCUCUGGGUCAUCUGGUGUGGUGACAUCUGAUCCUUCCAGCAAACGCAAACCAGUGCGACUCGAUCCUACAGUACAAGAUCUACGCUCUGCAAAGAAAAAUUAUCUAAAUCAGCUGUCAGCCUCGAGCCCUACGACCGGGAGUGCUGCAGAUACUCAGGUCGAAAGGGGAAAGCCUGAGCCCGCAUUGGUAUCGCCUCAUCCUACGACAUAUUCGGUGCUCAUAAUCUGUCCAUUUGACUAUGCGCGUGAGGCCAUCACGCAGCAUAUCCAGCAAGUUAUUCCGUUGGAUAUUCCAGCUGGGGUGACUUCAAUACUUGAUUUGGAUGACUGGAAGGACCUGCUUAGCAACGACGAGUCACUCAAUCUUACUCAUUUGGUGCUGAAUUUACCCGACGUGAACGACGUAAAGGAAGUGAUGCAGAAUGUGCUCCAAUUAGAGGCAAUCUGCUCGCCGACUCUUGUCAUUGCCGCAGAUGCGUACUUGAAGCGCGAGAUCAUCAAAUCCUGCGACAGGUUCAUGUCUGCAGGGAAAGAAGUUUUCAUAGUGCCUAAACCGCUGAAGCCUUCUCUCUUUUCGCAGAUCUUUGACCCGCUCAGCAAACGCGAGCUUAGCAAAGAUAGAAACCAGGCUAUAGCUCGGGCGAUGGACAAUAGCUUCAAGACCAUGUCGAAGCUAGUCAAGGAGAUGAUCGGGAACAAGGGACAUCGUGUUCUGCUUGUUGAGGACGAUGAGACCAACCGAGCGGUGAUGUUGAAAUACUUGGAGAAGGUCAAACUCAUGUCAGAGACGGCGGCCAAUGGCCAAGAAUGCAUCGACAUGGUAUUCUCGAAGGAACCGGGAUACUAUUCCCUAAUCAUUUGCGACAUACAGAUGCCGAUCAUGAAUGGGUAUGAAACGUGUCGAGAGAUCCGAUCUUGGGAGGCAAAGCAUCAUUUCCCGCAGAUCCCAAUCAUGGCGCUCUCCGCGAAUGCGAUGACCGAUCAGAUCGACAAUGCCGUGCAGGCAGGGUUCAACGACUAUGUCACGAAACCCAUCAAGCACAACGAGCUUGGGCAGAUGAUGAUGGCGCUGCUGGAGCCACAGGCGACGCGGAUUCUCCUCGAGGGCAGGAGGGCAUGA